This is a messenger RNA of Chanos chanos (milkfish), 3405 nucleotides long. RefSeq names its product mitogen-activated protein kinase kinase kinase 21 (gene map3k21). Bases 217 to 3234 code for a protein of 1005 amino acids. Gene Ontology annotation, biological process: protein phosphorylation. Lineage: Eukaryota; Metazoa; Chordata; Actinopteri; Gonorynchiformes; Chanidae. The record is from RefSeq and is a predicted model, not a curated record. The transcript is spliced from 10 exons. Gene Ontology annotation, molecular function: ATP binding; protein binding; JUN kinase kinase kinase activity.
UGCUCGACUUCGGCUACUUUUGUUUUACUGUUUUCUAAUAUGUUAACUGAUCAGCCAGCUAUCAUGAAAGUACGGAUUUUUUAAGUCUGGAGAAAAACUCAAAGUAUCUUUAGUUCAGUAUAGACGGGACCAAAGUUACUGUGGUAAAACUGUAAAACUGUUUAAACUUUGCUCCGAUAACUCAGCACCUUAUGGUGCGGCUGCAGGCACCGAGUCAUGGAUGUUCCCCGGGCCGUUUUCCCAAACGAUGAGGGGCGGCCGAGCCUCGGAGAUCAUGCCUGGAUUGAGUCUUCCACUGGGAGGUCUUGGGCUCAUUCUGCUCCAGUAUGCUCACGGUCGUUCUGGACCGCAGUGUUCGAUUAUGAUGCGAGUGGAGAGGACGAGCUCAGCUUACGACGUGGGGAUAUAGUGGAGGUCCUGUCUAAAGAUGCGGCAAUCUCUGGGGACGAAGGCUGGUGGACCGGUAAAAUUAACCACCGGGUCGGAAUCUUUCCCUCAAAUUAUGUUACAUAUCAACCAGCCAUUUACAGACUUCCCUCCGGUGGCUCGGUCAGUGUUCGUGAGAAGGUUCCUUCAGCCCCAGUGCAAAUACCUUUCAGCGAACUUGUUCUAGAAGAAAUUAUCGGGGUUGGUGGUUUCGGUAAAGUUUACCGUGGAACAUGGAAAGACCAAGAGGUCGCAGUGAAAGCAGCACGACAAGACCCCGAUGAAGACAUCAAAGCAACUGCGGACAGUGUUAAACAAGAAGCUAAACUUUUUUCCAUGCUUCAGCACCCUAACAUAAUUAAACUUGAAGGAGUGUGUUUAGAGGAACCGAACUUGUGUCUGGUGAUGGAGUAUGCACGGGGUGGGACCCUAAAUCGUGCCUUAACGGGUAGGAGGAUACCACCCCAUAUACUGGUUAAUUGGGCCGUCCAGAUUGCCAGAGGGAUGCAUUACCUUCACGAAGAAGCCGUUGUUUCCAUUAUUCACCGUGACCUGAAAUCUAGUAACAUUUUAUUACUUGAAAAGAUUGAGAAUGAUGACAUUGGGAGGAAGACUUUGAAGAUCACAGACUUUGGCCUUGCUCGUGAGUGGCACAAGACAACCAAGAUGAGUGCUGCAGGUACAUACUCUUGGAUGGCCCCUGAAGUCAUCAAGUCUUCCCUAUUCUCCAAAGGCAGCGAUAUCUGGAGUUAUGGUGUACUCCUUUGGGAGUUGCUGACAGGAGAAGUUCCCUACCGUGGUAUCGAUGGACUGGCAGUAGCCUACGGAGUGGCUGUCAACAAAUUAACCCUUCCCAUUCCAUCCACAUGUCCUGAACCCUUUGCCAAGCUCAUGGAAGACUGUUGGGAGCAGGACCCCCACAUCAGGCCGUCUUUUGCCGCCAUCCUGGAGCAGCUGACAGCUAUCGAAGAAGCCGUAAUGGCAACCAUGCCCCAAGACUCAUUCCACUCAAUGCAAGAGGACUGGAGAGUGGAAAUCCAGGAGAUGUUUGAUGAACUCCGUACAAAAGAGAAGGAGCUGCGCUCUCGUGAGGAGGAGCUGACGCGAGCUGCCCUCCAACAGAAGUUGCACGAGGAGUUACUGAAGAGGCGUGAGCAACAGCUGGCCGAGCGUGAGAUCAACGUGCUGGAGCGGGAACUCAACAUCCUCAUCUUCCAGCUCAACAAAGACAAGCCGAACGUCAAGAAGAGGAAGGGCAAGUUCAAACGCAGCCGCCUCAAACUCAAGGAUGGCAACCGCAUCAGCCUGCCGUCAGAUUUUCAACACAAAAUCACAGUGCAGGCUUCACCCUCGAUGGAUAAGAGGAGGAGUUUAAACUGCACUAGCUCCAGUCCUCCAAGUAGCCCCACCCUCAUUCCGCGUCUCCGAGCCAUUCAACUAACUCUAGACGAGAGCAACAGGACGUGGGGAAGGAGCACCAUUUACAAGCCUGAGGACUUUGAGGACGUCAAAAAGGGCUUUAAGAAGAAGGGUCGCACGUGGGGUCCAAGUUCUGUCCAGACGAAAGAGAGAGGAAACUGUGCCGAAAGGGUACGACCACUCUCAGAUGGGAACAAUCCUUGGUCCACAAGUCUGAUGAAGACACAGAAGUCUGUUCCUCUGGCAGCAUUGUUUGCAGACCAGGGGACGUGUAAAGAUGACAUGUGCUCAGCCGACGGUACGGACAACAAGCCAAAGCAACUCAAAUUCCCCAAUCAGGUCUACAUUGAUCUACCUCUGUGGAAGGAUGAGCAAGGAGAGGGCCCAGGGGGUGGUGAGAGUCAGGACGACCCCACCACCUCCACCAGCUCCACCAGCACCACUCCCCAGCUCACCCCAACCAACAGUCUGAAGCGGGCGACCGUGAGACGGCGAACCGACUCCGUGCUCUGUAGCUGUGCCUCACUCCUGGCGUCCAUUGGGCUGGGUUUUGACCUCUGGGAGGCGCACAAAGCUUCAGCUGGCGAGGAGACGGAGCCGCGGGAGGAGAAGAAGAAGCGCGAGGGCCUCUUCCAGCGCGCCACUCGAUUCCGUCGCAGCACCAGCCCUCCCGGUGGUCGCUCCCGUAAGGACGAGGCGUCGCCCCACGUGCCAGGACCGGUCAGCCUGCUCUCCAUGUCGUCCAUCUCCGAGUGCAACUCCACGAAGUGCCUCCUGCAGUCCGAUUCGGACGGGCCGGACCACAGCCCUGUCAAAGAGUCGCCGCCGGUUACCUUUGACAGCAUCAGGACUCACCAAGGCGUCCAGAGCCCAGUCAUGCCCCAGAGCAGCCGGAUCCUCGGUAAGGCCGACGCCCUCCCGCCACCCCCAGCGUCAGACCAUGGCUCCACUUCCCGCCUCAGGAGGAAGAAGUCAAGUCCAGCGAUCUGUCAAAAUACUAAUGGGAGCUCCUGCUCUCAGACCUCCCCUGCUGAAGCACUAUCCCUCUCCUCCUCACUGAAGAAGAAACCCAGCAGAGAGUCAUCUCAAGAGAAGCAGGCCCCCACAGAUGCGGUAUCUAGACCCAGGCCCCUUUCCUUGAGGGGCAAGUCCCACUCAUGGGGCCUCUUGAGAGGUCGCAAUAAGAGCUAUUCCUUGGGGCACUACUCUGGAGAGAAAAGUGCCCAGGAUCUAAACAUUGUCCUCUCGUCUGAGGUCAAAGUGGGUUGCUCUCUGCUGGACAUGGACACAGAGGCUCAGAAACGCGAUUGCACUGUGCCCCUCUGUCGAAUUCAGAGCACCCCAAGUCGUCCAUCUGUCUUUGAACUGGAAAAAGAGUUUUUGUCCUGAAAUAAGCUGCCUUUGUUUUAUUUUUUGGGGGUUUUUUUUGUAAUACCCAGGAGUUCUGGUGCGCAAAUUCCACUUGAGUCAGUUUGUGUGGCACAUCUAGAUAUCCUGGGGGGUUUUUUUGUUUGGUUUUUUUAAGCUGAAUUCAGGCCACUGCUGCUGGAGUUAACCUGU